This is a messenger RNA of Closterium sp. NIES-65, 2496 nucleotides long. The record is from the annotation of a GenBank genome assembly. NCBI's taxonomy places the organism in Eukaryota, Viridiplantae, Streptophyta, Zygnematophyceae, Desmidiales, Closteriaceae.
AUGUCGCUUCUCAGGAAGGACUCGUCUCAGCCUCCAAGCUCCGUAGGCGUGGGGAAGACCCUCGUUUCCGCGGGCCUUGCUGUCGCGCUGCUUGCGCGAGCUGCGCGGGGAGGGGGCGCGGAAGGGGCCAAGGAAGGUAGAGGGAACGCAGCGGAUGGGGAAAGGGGCGUGCAGGGGGAAACUGCGGUGAAUUGGGGAGACUUCCAUUUGGAGUAUGUGAAGCCACUGCAGACAGGGUACCCUGGAGUGGCACAAUCCCCUGCCCAUGAUCACCCCUCGUUACAGUCACCCACCCCCACAGUGUCGCUCACCUGCUCCACCCUCUGGGCUUGGAAAGACCCUGUUUCUCCCCACCUGGCUGCCCGGGAAAGCCGGGCAGCUGUGCUAGAUGUUCCAGAGAGAGGAGAGGGAGAAGGGACGGGGGAGGAGGCGGCAGAUGCUGCUGUGGUGGGCGCUGCUGAUCUGUACAGACCCCUGCGCCUGCCUUGUAUUCUAGUGGGAGACGGGCGGUUGGGCGGAAUCUCGGUCACUGUAGCAGCAGUGGACAGCCUGGCAGGGCGGGGGUAUGACGUGGCAGCAGUGGUGGUGUGUGGGGAUGAGGAGGGACGGCUGGAUAAUGCAGAUUAUCUAAAGACGUAUUUAAGACCGAGAGGGAUUCCAGUCAUUUCCCUGCCUGCUCUGCCAUCUCCGCCACCCGUAUCUGAAUCAAGCUCACCCUCUCUCACCUUCUCUCCCUCCUCAAGCCCCACGAACUCGUUUCAAUCCUCCUCUUACUCCACACUCAACCCGAACCUCAUCGACUGGCUCGGCAAAUCGGAAGGAAGCUUCCAGGACCUUUUGCUGGUGUUGGAACAGUACCAUGGGGAGAGGUUGCAGGCACUUGAACGGGCAGCUGAACGGGCACAUGAAAUUCUCUGGUGGCCGUUCACCCAGCAUGGCAUGGUGGGGGUGAAAGAUGUGACAGUCAUCGAUUCCCGGGCAGGCGAAAACUUCUCCGUCUUCCGACCAAACCAGACCGAGCUUCAAAUAGAAACACAGCCUGACACCCCUACCGAGGCUUCGCACAGCAGUCAGUGUGAAAACCUGUCGGAGGCUCAGGCCGAGCCUCGGAGGGAGGUUCGGGAAGAGGCUCGGUUGGAGGAGUGGUUUGAUGGGUGUGCGAGCUGGUGGACCCAGGGGCUGGGCCCUGUGUUGCAGGCGGAGCUAUCAAGAGAGAUAGGGGCGGCCAUGGCCCGAUACGGGCAUGUCAUGUUCCCUGAGAAUGCCCAUGCUCUGGCUUUGGAGGCUGCUGAACUGCUGCUGAAGGGCGUUGGGAAAGGAUGGGCCUCGCGGGUGUUUUUCUCAGACAACGGCUCCACAGCCAUCGAGGUGGCGCUCAAGAUGGCAUUCCGCUCCUUCUGCGCGCGAAACGGCGUGGGAUCGGAUGGUCUUGCAGAUCUCAAGGUGAUUGCCCUGACUGGUUCGUACCAUGGUGACACGCUGGCAGCCAUGCAUGCCCAGUCACCCUCCCCGUACACCUCCUUCCAGCAGCAGCCAUGGUACGGAGGCAAGGGCAUGUUCCUUGACCCGCCAACAGUGGAGUACUCCCAAGGUCAAUGGCUUGUCGUCCUGCCCCCCUCACUCUCCUCCUCCUCCACCACCCCUCCCACCACCCACCUCUCCUUCCAAUCACGAACAGCAGUCUUCCACAGUGAAAGGGACUCCUCCCCUCUCGCCUCCAUCUACCAUCAAUACAUGCACCACCACCUCCAGCCCUUCCUCCUCCCCUCAGACUCCUCCUCAGGUGGCCCCUCAGGUGCCAUGGCCGCUGCACUUAUCAUCGAACCAGUGCUGCACGGGGCGGGCGGCAUGGUCAUGAUCGACCCGCUCUUCCAGCGCACGCUCGUCUCCUUUUGCCGCACCCACGCCAUCCCAGUCAUCUUUGACGAGGUCUUUGCCGGCUGCUGGCGACUUGGCCACCAGUCAGCAGCGGAGCUGCUGGCCUGUUCCCCGGACAUUGCCUGCUACGCCAAGCUGCUGACAGGUGGCAUGAUCCCAUUGGCCGUCACGCUUGCCUCGUCCUCUGUCUUUGAUGCCUUCUAUGGCUCCUCCAAGCUUGAUGCCCUCUUGCAUGGUCACUCCUACACAGCCCAUCCUGCGGGCUGUGCAGCGGCCUGUGUUUCUCUCAAGGCGCUGUCAGACCCAGCUCGAAACCCCAACCUGCUUCCUGACGGCUCUCAGCUAAAAGAGUUGUGGGACCCCUCGUUAGUGGAGAAAAUCUCCUGCCACCCCUUGAUACAGCGCGUGCUUCCAAUAGGAACAGUCUUUGUAGCAGAGCUCAAGACUGACGCCGCAGGGUACGGCUCGUCAGCAGCCAAAGGGCUCUUAUCACGGCUGCGGCAGCACGGCAUAUACGCACGGCCUCUGGGCAAUGUGGUUUAUUUCAUGUGUGGGCCCUUCACGCCCGCCUCCACAUGCUCCCGUCUGCUGCGCAUCCUCCUAGCACUGCUUGAUUAG